CCCACCCCUCCCUCACCCCUCUAAGCCGGGGCGAACCCCCCCCUUCCCCCCCGCUCCUUCCCGGUGCCGCCGCCAUGCAGCCACCACCGGGAACUCCCCGGGUUUAAGGAUUUCGGUGUUGGAGUCCCCGUGAGCAGCGCCGCAGGAACAGCGCCAGCCGUGAGGACAGCCCGGCAGCAGGGCACCCACGGGCCCCAUGCCCUGCUCGCCCCUGGCACCCCGCACCUGAGAGCCCCCCGCAGCGGAGAGCUCGCCAUGGCCAGCAACAGCAGCUCCUGCCCCACGCCGGGUGGGGGGCACCUCAAUGGCUACCCUGUGCCCCCCUACGCCUUCUUCUUCCCACACAUGCUGGGGGGGCUCUCGCCGCCCAGCACCCUGGCUGGCAUCCAGCACCAGCUUCCCGUCAGUGGAUACAGCACCCCAUCACCUGCCACCGUGGAGACGCAGAGCACCAGCUCGGAGGAGAUCGUGCCCAGCCCCCCCUCGCCCCCACCCCUGCCCCGCAUCUACAAGCCCUGCUUCGUGUGCCAGGACAAGUCCUCGGGGUACCACUAUGGGGUCAGCGCCUGCGAGGGCUGCAAGGGCUUCUUCCGCCGCAGCAUUCAGAAGAACAUGGUGUACACGUGCCACCGGGACAAGAACUGCAUCAUCAACAAGGUGACACGCAACCGCUGCCAGUACUGCCGGCUCCAGAAGUGCUUCGAAGUCGGAAUGUCCAAGGAGUCCGUCCGCAAUGACCGGAACAAGAAGAAGAAGGACGUGCCCAAGCCGGAGUGCUCGGAGAGCUACAUCAUCACACCUGAGGUGGAGGAGCUCAUCGAGAAGGUGCGCAAAGCCCACCAGGAGACCUUCCCCGCGCUCUGCCAGCUCGGCAAAUACACUACGAACAACAGCUCGGACCAGCGCGUGUCCCUGGACAUCGACCUGUGGGACAAGUUCAGCGAGUUGUCCACCAAGUGCAUCAUCAAGACGGUGGAGUUUGCCAAGCAGCUCCCCGGCUUCACCACGCUCACCAUCGCCGACCAGAUCACCCUCCUCAAAGCCGCCUGCCUCGACAUCCUGAUCCUGCGGAUCUGCACGCGCUACACGCCGGAGCAGGACACCAUGACCUUCUCGGACGGGCUGACGCUGAACCGCACGCAGAUGCACAACGCGGGGUUCGGGCCCCUCACCGACCUGGUCUUCGCCUUUGCCAACCAGCUGCUGCCGCUGGAGAUGGACGACGCCGAGACGGGGCUGCUCAGUGCCAUCUGCCUCAUCUGCGGAGACCGCCAGGACCUGGAGCAGCCUGACAAGGUGGACAAGCUGCAGGAGCCACUGCUGGAGGCCCUGAAGAUCUACGUGAGGAAGAGGAGGCCCAACAAGCCCCACAUGUUCCCCAAGAUGCUCAUGAAGAUCACAGACCUGCGCAGCAUCAGCGCCAAGGGCGCCGAGCGGGUGAUCACGCUGAAGAUGGAGAUCCCGGGCUCGAUGCCGCCGCUCAUCCAGGAGAUGCUGGAGAACUCGGAGGGCAUGGACACGAUGGGGGGGCAGGCGGGCGGCCCCCGCGGGGGCAGUCUGGGGCCCCCCCCGGGCAGCUGCAGCCCCAGCCUUUCUCCCAGCUCCAACCGCAGCAGCCCGGCCACGCACUCGCCGUGACCCGCGCCCGGCGCGCACCAGGACAGAGCCCGGCACCGGGGGGAG
Serinus canaria (Common canary) is the source of this 1683-nucleotide messenger RNA. RefSeq names its product retinoic acid receptor alpha (gene RARA). The transcript is spliced from 9 exons. The record is from RefSeq and is a predicted model, not a curated record. Gene Ontology annotation, biological process: retinoic acid receptor signaling pathway; cellular response to corticotropin-releasing hormone stimulus; regulation of transcription by RNA polymerase II. Gene Ontology annotation, molecular function: zinc ion binding; nuclear receptor activity; nuclear glucocorticoid receptor binding. The coding region runs from base 256 to 1638 and encodes 460 amino acids. NCBI's taxonomy places the organism in Eukaryota, Metazoa, Chordata, Aves, Passeriformes, Fringillidae. Gene Ontology annotation, cellular component: transcription regulator complex; nucleus.